CUCAGACAGCACUGAUAACACCACUAUCUUUGCUAUCGCUCUUGUCUCCCUGUCAUACUUUCUAAGCUUCACGCCCGAGAUGUAUCUUAGCUAAAGGAAGGCUUCCGAUGCGCUACAUCGCUUCCAUCGCCCGAUAGGGACGCGGGGUCACUAUCAGCCAGUAUCAUACUUGGCAACCUGUCUCCGCAUCGUGUCCCGAGUCUAUUCUCCCUGGACCCCACGCCAUGUAUAUAUAAGAAAUUAUGUUCCCCGCUCGCUUGCUGGAUGUCCCCUCACGGCACUCAAGCAAUUGAUCAUUGACCACCAUGGAGAAGAAAAUCUCCGCAGAAGACCACCCUACUGCCAGCGAAGAUGCCAGUUCGGGCGUUGUCGAGCCAUAUGGCCAGACUAAACGUGGUCUUGCGUCGCGCCAUGUGCAAUUGAUGGCCAUUGGAGGGUCUAUUGGAACGGGACUCUUCGUCGGUAUCGGGUCUUACCUUCGGGAUGCCGGUCCACUGUCGUUGUUCUUGGGAUAUCUGGUUUGGGGCAUACUCUUUAUUCUGCCUACUAACCUGAGUGUCGGAGAGAUGUGUGCAUACCUGCCUAUCCGAGGGUCUAUCUUCGAAUUGGCUGCUCGAUUUGUUGAUCCUGCAUUUGGUUUUGCUAUGGGAUGGGUAUACUUCUAUGGAGGUGUCAUGCUAGUCUGUACCGAAUAUGCCGCUGUCGCAACGGUCAUGCAGUACUGGACAACGAGCGUUAAUCCGGCAGUCUGGGUAGCCAUGGCUCUAGUAGUCUGCUCGCUACUCAACUUUGUCGCCGUCAAAUACUACGGAGAAGCCGAGUUCAUCAUGGCAUCGACAAAGAUCUUACUCCUCGUCGGCCUCGUGCUCCUUACCUUUAUCACGAUGGUUGGGGGUAAUCCCAAGCAUGAUGUAUAUGGAUUCCGCAAUUGGUCCGAUGGCGUGAUGUUUGAAUACUAUACGGACGGCGCGACCGGUCGCUUCCUAGGGUUUUUCUCCGUGAUGGUAUAUGCUGCUUUCUCCGUGGCCGGUCCCGACCUGCCGGCUUUGGCGGCCGGAGAGAUCCAGAACCCACGAUACACUAUUCCUCGCGUUGUCAAGAUGACCUUCUGGCGUAUCGUUGGCUUCUACGUUGUCGGCGUGUUAGCCGUUGGCAUUAUCUGCAACCCAAGCGAUCCUCGUCUUAUGUCCGCCAUUGACGCUGGUGCCGCUGGAUCUGCUGCUUCACCCUGGGUUAUUGGCAUUCAAAACCUGGGCAUCACCGGCCUUCCUGAUCUGAUCAAUUUCCUCAUCCUUCUGUCCGGCUGGUCAUGCGGAAAUGCGUAUCUCUACAGUUCCAGCCGAACUCUUUACUCCUUGGCUCGCGAUGGCCAGGCCCCGAAAUUCCUUCUCAAGUGCACGGCAUCCGGCAUUCCGGUCUACUGUGUGCUUACCGUUUCACUCCUCUCCUGCAUCACUUUCCUCGUCGCCGGUUCCUCUUCAGUGACCGUCUUCUACUGGUUCGUCGAUCUGACGACCAUCGCCUUUGUGCUUACUUACACGGGCAUGCUCGUCGUCUUCAUUGGCUGGUAUCGCGCCCUAAAGGCGCAGGGUAUCGAUCGCAAAUCCUUCGUUCCCUGGGCAUCACCCUUCCAGCCCUACUUUGCCAGUUUCGCGAUCGGCAUUGGCGCCUUGACAGCUAUCUUUAACGGCUUUUCGGUGUUCAAGCCCUUCAGCGUGCAGGGCUUUAUAACAUCCUACUUCGGCCUUGCCUUCUGGGCUGUUAUGUUUGUGUUCUGGAAAGUGUACCAUCGAACCACAUUUGUGGAUCCUGCUCAUGCGGACUUAUACUCUGGCAAAGCCGAGGUGGACGAGGAAUGCAAGGAAUGGGAAGAUGGCGGAUGGGAGGAGCGUCGGAAGGCCGAGUUGGCGCAGAUGAAUUGGGCGCGCCGAUUCUGGGAGCGAAUGUGGUGAAGGCCCCGUUUAUUUCACGUCGAUUUGAAAUUAUCAUCGGCUCGCUAUGGCGUCGCAAUUUAGGCCGGCCCGAUAAUUGUCUUUGUUGCCACUAGGCUGAACUUGACUGUGUGCUAAAGUAUAGAGUCCGUCUGAAUCUAACGCACCCAAUAAUUGAGACUAUAUUUAAUUUGUUUGCAUGUUCUGGAUUGCAUAUCUUGGACAUAGGUACUCCGUACUCAAAUC
Molecule: messenger RNA, 2177 nt
Organism: Penicillium brasilianum
Lineage: Eukaryota; Fungi; Ascomycota; Eurotiomycetes; Eurotiales; Aspergillaceae
Source: the annotation of a GenBank genome assembly